GUCGAGUGCAGUACCGACGAUCGGUGGGGAAACCCAGCUGACUUGAAUUGGAUGCAGGAGCAGGCAAAGUUGAUUUAUCUGUGGGAGAGGCUGUAUUUGGAUUUAGAGCAGCAGCAAAGCGUGGUGUUACAGGACAAACUGGAGGCCCUGCGCCAAGAGCAGGAUAACACCUUGAGGGAUGAGCUGGAGGCUUUUAAUUACACCUUAUGUCAGCUUCAGGAGGACAACAGUGCACUGAGAGGAGAACUGGAGCGUGCACAGCAAAGCAUCGUGUCCGGAGAGACUGGGAACCAGAGGCUCUCGGAAGAUUUACGGAAGAUCAACGACUGUCAUGAUGAACGGACGAAAAAAAUGGAAAGUGAGUUUCAGGAGAAGAUAAGGCAACUGCAACAGAUCCACGAAGAGGAGAUGAAACACUUGCAUGGUUAUUACACCUCCUCCCUAGCAGAGCCGACUGUGACGGAGAGAAAAACGAUGCCAACACACGGGGCAGAAGCAAUGGGAGAGGCCUACCAGAAAGAUCUUGAAAGACAUGAGGCAUCCUGUUAUCAAGAUGUUGCUGCUAUGGAGAACAUGCAGAGGCAGCUGAUUUUAGAUCUACAGCAGCAGCACCGGACGGAGGUCGCUGCCCUUCUGGAGGAGAGAGACAAGCUGCUGCAGGAAGAGACGGCUGCCACCAUGGCCGCCAUUGUCGCCAUGAGGAGAGCUCAUAAACAGGAGCUGGAGAAAAGCCGACAGUCUCAGCGCACAAAGGACGGCGCUGACGUCACACAACUGCACAUGGAAUAUGAGAAGGACAUUCGGUCGAUGCACAAGGAGCUCGAGGUGUUGUCGGUUCAACACUCUCAGAAAUGCCUGGAAAACUCUCAGCUGAGCCAGGAGCUGCAGGAUGAGAGACAGUCCUCGAUGCAGUACCAGAAGGAAAACCAUGAGCUCAAAAAUAAACAGAGAGAAACAGAUGAAAUGUCGCAGAUACAUUUCUCGCGAAAUGGGAAACAGUCACACGUCUCCCCUAAAGUAAAGGACUUUUAUGAGAUGGAGGUGAUUCUGCGGGCGAGGGAGGCAGAAAUGCAGUUUCUCAGACAGGAAGCUCGUUCUCUCCAGGAAGAUUUAAAGAUUGCUCGGAUGGACAAAAUAUACGCAGAGAACAAGCUCAAGGCCCUCUACAACAGCCAGGAUGAAUCCCAUCAUGACGUCAACAAACUCUUGGCCGAUGUCAAGUUCGCCACUUGGUCUCCGAGGGCAGACGCUGCAGGACAGACCGCCGAGGACACUGUGACAAAAACAAAUAAUGCUAGUUUUCUGAAGAAAACGGUUAAAUCAACCCUCACACGUCAGAUAAGAGGCGUGAGAUCAAAGAGUUUAAAAGACGGCCUUUCUGUCCAAGAAAGAAUGAAGCUGUUUGAGUGAUUCUGAUCCAAACCAGAUGUGCAGAUUAAAACAGCUGUUUGCUCGGUGCAGUUUGAACACAUAGAAUAUAUCUCUUCCUAAUAUUUGUAACUGUUGUUGUUUCACAUGUGUGCUUGUUAUUUUAUUUCUUACUUUUUUACCGUGUAUAAUGUGGAUUUGUGGUUAUUUAUUGUUGAUAUGUUAUGUGCAAAAUAUGUUUUCUUGUGUCUGUGUUAGAGGAAUAAAAAGGAAAGAGCAUCGGAUUACCACUAGAGGGAGCAGAAAACUCUUUUUAAGAGGAACUUUCAUGAAAAUGAACUAUAUAAUGUAAAACAAUUAUCACAAAAAUACUUAUGCUUUGGACAUCAGUGCACAGUGUGACUUAUGAACACUAUGUCUGUUUUUUCAUUAGAAUUACUGAGUGUGUGGCAUCCAUCAUAUAAAAGCUGUUAUUGACAUAUUAUACCACUAGAUGUAGCAUAAUGCUACAUUGAUGCAGAGUUGAUGUCAUUGACGUUUUCAACAUCUUUUCUGUUGACAUUUAGCCAUUUUAUGACUAGAGAUAUUUUGAGAAGGUUACUAUCUUUGAUAUCAGUAUAUGGACAUUAAGCUUGAUUUUUGAAUAUUUUGUACUCUGUCAAGAUUCAGUUAUAUCAA
Messenger RNA from Pungitius pungitius (ninespine stickleback), 2046 nucleotides. RefSeq names its product myosin phosphatase Rho-interacting protein. The coding region runs from base 52 to 1410 and encodes 452 amino acids. Gene Ontology annotation, molecular function: actin filament binding. Lineage: Eukaryota; Metazoa; Chordata; Actinopteri; Perciformes; Gasterosteidae. The transcript has 9 exons. The record is from RefSeq and is a predicted model, not a curated record. Gene Ontology annotation, cellular component: actin cytoskeleton.